Lymnaea stagnalis (great pond snail) is the source of this 11110-nucleotide messenger RNA. The record is from the annotation of a GenBank genome assembly. NCBI's taxonomy places the organism in Eukaryota, Metazoa, Mollusca, Gastropoda, Lymnaeidae.
AAAAGUUGUUCUUUUUCUUCACAGAGACACUUGUGUCUUGUCAGUGAACUUAAGUUUUACAGGUGGGUUCAGUUAAUGUCACACAGACAUUCGUGCCUUGUCGGUGUACCUAAGUUUGACAGGUGAGUUCAUUUAAUAUCACACAUAAAUUCGUGCCUUGUCGGUGUACCUAACCUUGACAGGUUAGUUCAGUAAAUGUCACACAGACAUUUGUGCCUUGUCGGUGUAUCUAACCUUAAAAGGUGAGUUCAGUUAAUGACACACAGACAUUCGUGCCUUGUCGGUGUACCUAACUUUGACAGGUGAGUUCAGGUAAUGUCACACAGACAUUCGUGCCUUGUCGGUGUACCUAAGCUUGACAGGUGAGUUCAGUUAAUGUCACACAGACAUUCGUGCCUUGUCGGUGUACCUAACCUUGAAAGGUGAGUUCAGUUAAUGUCACACAGACAUUAGUGCCUUGUCGGUGUACCUAACCUUGACAGGUGAGUUCAGUUAAUGUCACACAGACAUUCGUGCCUUGUCGGUAUACCUAACCUUGACAGGUGAGUUCAGUUAAUGUCACACAGACAUUAGUGCCUUGUCGGUGUACCUAACCUUAACAGUUGAGUUCAGCUAAUGUCACACAGACAUUAGUGCCUUGUCGGUGUACCUAACCUUGACAGGUGUGUUCAGUUAAUGUCACACAGACAUUCGUGCCUUGUCGGUGUACCUAACCUUGACAGGUGAGCUCAGUUAAUGUCACACAGACAUUAGUGCCUUGUCGGUGUACCUAACCUUGACAGGUGAGUUCAGUUAAUGUCACACAGACAUUAGUGCCUUGUCGGUGUACCUAACCUUAACAGGUGAGUUCAGCUAAUGUCACACAGACAUUCGUGCCUUUUCGGUGUACCUAACCUUGACAGGUGUGUUCAGUUAAUGUCACACAGACAUUCGUGCCUUGUCGGUUUACCUAACCUUGACAGGUGAGUUCAGUUAAUGUCACACAGACAUUAGUGCCUUGUCGGUGUACCUAACCUUGACAGGUGAGUUCAGUUAAUGUCACACAGACAUUCGUGCCUUGUCGGUGUACCUAACCUUGAGAGGAGAGUUCAGUUAAUGUCACACAGACAUUAGUGCCUUUUCGGUGUACCUAACCUUGACAGGUGAGUUCAGUUAAUGUCACACAGACAUUAUUGCCUUGUCGGUGUACCUAACCUUGAGAGGAGAGUUCAGUUAAUGUCACACAGACAUGCGUGCCUUGUCGGUGUACCUAACCUUGACAGGUGAGUUCAGUUAAUGUCACACAGACAUUCUUGCCUUGUCGGUGUACCUAACCUUGAGAGGAGAGUUCAGUUAAUGUCACACAGACAUGCGUGCCUUGUCGUUAAUGGCAACCAUUCUUCGGUUGUUGUAUUUUAUUGUUGUUUUAGAUUUAACUGCAGAGAAUAGUCUACAGCUGCGUUCAUAAAAAUACCAAACAUAGUAACCGUCAAAGGAGGAAAAGUGAAGAUUACGCUAUGUGCAAGAAUACAGUUUCAAGAAAUUUGAAACAUAUCAAUAGAAACCAACCAAACCAAAUCAAAGCUAGGACAAUGUAAUUAGAUAUUUGUGGUCAAACCCACGUAAUAUGGAGGAGAAAAAAAUGGGUGGGCUGAUGCCACAUAAGACAUCCAGAUGAACGAAGCGUACAACUCUCCUUUGCCAUAAUCUUUGGGCACUUUUGACGUCCGAACCAUCGUUUCAUUGCUGCACGGUGUUUUGACACGGCGUAGCCUGUCCCCAAAGCAAUUCCACUCCCUGCCCACCGAUGACGUUCUUUGUUUCUUUGUUUUGGUGAGCGUCAACGUUUCAUCAAUUUGUUUUCACAGAAUUUAUGAACGAGGAAAAACCCAAUCAGAUUUGUCAGAAUUGUUGCGAAAUGUGGACUGGAUAAUCAAGUUGAGUAUCUUGGCAGAUAUCUUUGCCAGCCAGUAGUGUUGGAGGUGGGGGGCUGCUUAUUGCGGACGGCACAUUUUUCUUUAUAUAGAUGGGCAGUUGUUUUUUCCAAUUCAUGGAAGGUACGGAAGUGUUCUUGGUAUAACCCGGAGAGGCACUGUCACUAGCUACGACGCAACUGCCCUCAUCCUAUAUGAGCUCAACAUAUCCAUGCAAGGAAAGAGCACUACGAUAAUCACAAAGGCUGACCAUACCAAUGGUCAAGGACGAAGGCUGAAGGGAUGGUCCGUUGGUUUGAAUAACGAUUUGCAAGAUAAGUUGUUGGAUCUUGCUGCUGAAUAAGGCAAAAAAGAUCGUUUUCACCACUACGACAUCACUAGCAAAAUUUUGGAAAUAUUGGGAUAACACUGGUCUUCAGCUUCUCCCUCCAUUCAUCUCGUUCCUGUGCUUUUCUUUCCAGUUGUGUAUCCCAUAUAACUCUUCUUUGGGAAGAAGAGCCCUCUCAUGUAGGGCUGAAAAUGUUUGGAUGAAAAAGGAGGAGGGUUGGCAUGAGGCCAGCUUGGAGGAGGGUUGUGGUGAGGCCAACUAGGAAGAGGGUUAAUGUGAGGCCAGCAAGAAAGAUGGUUGGCGUGAGUUAAGCUUGAUGGUGGGUUGGUGUGAGGUCAGCUAGGUGGUGGGUGAGCGUAAGGUCAGCUAGGUUGAUGGGUUAGUGUGAGGCAAGCUAGGUGAUGGGUUAGCCUGAGGUCAGCUAGGUGGUGGGUUGCCGUGAGGUCAGCUAGGUGGUGGGUUGCCGUGAGGUCAGCUAUGUGAUUGGUUGGCGGGAGGUCAGCUAGGUGGUGGGUUGCCGUGAGGUCAGUGAGGUGUUGGGUUAGUAUGAGGCCAGCUAGGUGAUGGGUUAGCGUGAGGUCAGCUACUAGGUGGGUUAGCGUGAGGUCAGCUAGGUGGUGGGUUGGUGUGAGGUCAGCUAGGUGAUGGGUUGGCGUGAGGUCAGCUAGGUGGAGGAUUGGCAUGAGGCCAGCUAGGUGGUGGGUUAGUGAGAGGUCAGCUAGGAGGUGGGUUAGCGUGAGGCCAGCUAGUAGGUGGGUGUCCAUGAGGUCAGCUAGGUGGUGGGUUGGUGUGAGGUCAGCUAGGUGUUGGUUUGGCGGGAGGUCAGCAGGUGAUGGGUUGGCAUAAGUUCAGCUAAGUGAUGGGUUGGCGUGAGGCCAGCUAGGUGGUGGGUUGCCGUGAGGUCAGCUAGGUGGUGGGUUGGUGUGAGGUCAGCUAGGUGAUGGGUUAGUGAAAGGCAAGCUAGGUGAUGGGUUAGCGUGAGGUCAGCUAGGUUGUGGGUUGGCAUAAGGCCAGCUAGGUGGUGGGUUAGCGUGAGGUCACCUUAGUGGUGGGUUAGCGUGAGGUCAGCUGGGUGCUGGGUUAGUGUGAGGCAAGCUAGGUGAUGGGUUAGCGUAAGGUCAACUUGGUGGUAGGUUGCAGUGAGCUCAGCUAGGUGAUGUGUUGGCGGUAGGCCAGCUAUGUGGUGGGUUGCUGUGAGGUCAGCUAGGAGAUGGGUUGGCGGGAGGUGCAGCUAGGUGGUGGGUUGUUGUGAGGUCAGCUAGGGUCUGGGUUAGUGUGAGGCCAGCUAGGUGAUGGGUUGCCGUGAGGUCAGCUAGUAGGUGGGUUGCCGUGAGGUCAGCUCAGUGAUGGGUUGGUCAGCUAGGUGGUGGGUUGUUGUGAGGUCAGCUAGGGUCUGGGUUAGUGUGAGGCCAGCUAGGUGAUGGGUUGCCGUGAGGUCAGCUAGUAGGUGGGUUGCCGUGAGGUCAGCUCAGUGAUGGGUUGGCGGGAGGUCAGCUAGGUUGAGGAUUGGCAUGAGGCCAGCUAGGUGGUGGUUUAGCAUGAGGCCAGCUUGGUGAUGGGUUGGUGUGAGGUCAGCUAGGUGGUGGGUUGACGUGAGGCCAGCGACCUCAACCGUAAAAAAGCUACAAAAAAUCUAAAAAAAAGUGAUUCUGCGCACUCCCAGUUUACUUCUUAUGUUCUUAUUUUCAUGAUGAUGAUGAUGUUUUAAGCUGAAACAAACUACUUUGUCUUAGUGUGGUUACAGAUCUGUAACGUAUAGUGCCACAGUUAGAAGCGUGUACUCGAAAGAACACUUGUUUGUUGGGAUUUCGUGGUCACACCUGUUGUCUUUUGCUCAUUACGUAAAUAGUUCGACUGUAACAGAUGUCAAAGUGGACUUGAAAAAUUGACUGACAGAAUUACAGAAAUCGAUGCAUUUAUUUUUUCCAAUGAUUCCUUGCCAACACUUUUUCUGUGUCUCAUAGUUUCCUCGCAUUAUAUCCAGUGAGCCCGUGACCCGUCGCCUAUGACCCGUCGCCUAUGACCCGUGGCCUGUGACCUGUGACCUAUAUCUCCUGGCCUGCGACCUGUUGCUUAAGCUGAAUUUAUGUAAAGGAUGCUUGAAAUUAAUGGAACACUUCUAGUUCUGCUUUUUCUAGUCAUUGUAUCAGGUAAGAUUUUGAUGGGGAAAAUAUAUAAAUUUAUUACACUGCUUUGUCAAUGAUGCCUUAGAAGAGCGGCUGAAACAAAGAUUGUCAAUGAUACAUGAGACUGGUGUUUUCGAUGUUUAUGCAUAAAGAAAAAAGCACUGGUUAAAGCAUACUGAAACAUUAACAAUAAACAUUAUAAAAAAAUAAUAAUAACAUAUUUAAAUAUAUUUCAUCAGUGGUUUCUUGACAGCACUGUUAUAAUUAUAAUACAAAAUAAUUAAUUAAAUCGGGGAGCUCAUUGAUUAUUCUUGUUUGUGUUGUUGUUUGUCCUUUGCAAGUGAAGAUGAACCAGUCUAUUUUCUACUUGAGUAGUACGGUAGCCUUCACUCGGGCUGUAUUUUGUUUAAAGUGAUUGAGAGUGGCUCAAUUCGUCAGCAAUACCCUCUCGUCCUUGACUGUUUUAGUCAAUGGCAAGAAUUAGUCAAGACGUCUGGAAAUAUACCAGGAUGCAUCAGAUGACCAGCAGUGUGUCAUUUAGUAAUGGAGAGGAAACAUAUUGGGGGGCGGUUGGGAGAUACUAUUAUUACAAGUAUAGAACAUUAGCCGAGAAUGAACACGUUUUACAAAAAAGAAUGGUCACACAAUUGUAUAUUUUCACUAUAUUUUCUUAUGCAGUUUGCAGCGGUUGGGUCGAUCGAACAAGAGUCUUUUUGGAACCAUUUGAUCAAAACACUUUCAAAAAAAGCUGUGGAAAUGGUAUGCUAGCCGGGAAAGACUACUUCGUAGUCAAAGGUCUUGUCAACAUUAGCGGACUAGAAGAAGGUGAAAUGGGGACGACUCAAAUGAUGAUUACAAACCCGCAAUACUGGGUCUGGAUCUAUAGGUCUGUAAGUAGGUCAUUCUGGCAACAAAUUUAGGCUUUGGGGGUAAAUAGGUCCUUCUGGCAACAAAGUUAAUUUUGGGGUAAUAUAACCGAUUCUGGAAACAAACCUAAGCUGGUGAUAAGUAGGUCAUUGUUGCAACAAAGCUAAGCUGUGGGUAAGUAGGUCAUUAUGACCACAAAACUAAGCUUAAUGUAAGUAUGUCAUGCUGGCAACAAAGCAAAGAUGUGAUUAAGUAGGUAUUUCUUGCUACAAAGCUAAGUUAGAAGUCUCCACUCCCCCCCCCACCUUUGGUCUCUGGCAGCUAGCUCACUACCAAUACAAGGGCCCUACAAGGAUGACUGUUCGUCUUAUGGGUGCUUUUUUCCUUUAUUUUCAGAAUUAUUUCAUUCUUUAAAUCACAGAACUCAAGUUUUUUUUAUUUUACUAAAGUUUCCAUGGUUACUCCCCCCUACUCGUGAGUAGUUUUGAAAAUAUGAUCCCAUUGCUUCUCCCUAACUUUUUAAACUAUUUUAUUUAUACAUUUGGGAGUUGAAAUAUGGUGAAAAAAAUGACUUAAGUUAGUUAAUAUUGGUUUAUACGCGCUGCGGUUCUUGAAGAACAUUGGGGAUUAUAGAAAUAUCACGUGUGUAAAGGACUCUUAUGUGGGACCAAUGUAGGUAGUGCUAGGAAUAUCUCGUGUGUGGGAUGUCCUAUACAAGAACCAGUGUAAGUGGUGAUAGUAAUAUCACGUGAAUGUGGGACUCUUAAGUAGGACCAAUGUUGGUGUUGCUAGGAAUGUCUCGAGUGUGGGGUGCUCAAAUGAAAUUCAAGAGUUCAAUACCUUCUAGAAACUCGGUCUAGGUACGGUGUGGUUUUGAGUGGAGUAAUUUUGUGUGUCGGGGUAUGGUGUUUUUUACUGUGGUGUGGACAAAUUGAAAAACAGAAGGGAAACGGGUGGAAAGGGAAAUGGUGGGGGAGAUUUCAUGUAAGAUGUAGGCUUAAUGUUUCAGAUGGCUUACGUACGAAAUGCAAGGACAAAUGAGGAUAGUCUAGGAAUACGAAAUUCAGGGAAUUGCCUUAAGCGAAGACGGCAGGAAGACUAUAGGAAAAUAAUGAUUUGUAAUUUUGGAGAGGAGGUGUGAUUUGUUUUAGAACUGUCUGUGAAGGACUUUUCUAAUCAAGUGCGCUUGUACUUGAACGUUCUACAUCCGUUCAGAUUUGUUCAGCUAACACAGGAUGGCACUUCCAGUUUUUAAUAAAAAAUAUGAAUUAAGAAAUCACCCAAUGAAAACUAUCGGUAGAAGUUGCUGUAGAAUUUAAUACAUAUGUAUAAUAUUUGUUUGUAAACUUUACAAAUGUAUAAUAAAACUUUCUCUAUCUGUGUAUAGCUUAAAGAUGCCAAAGUUCUUUUAUACGAGGCAACCUGCAAGGAUCUUGCUCAAAUCCCUAUCGACACUUGCAAAUGCACGUUCAUGGAUAACAAAUUCGUUCGCGUCAAGUGCAACAUUACGGCACAACUUCAGUACAGCGGUGGUGUCGUCAGCUUGCGCUAUGUACUGGGGACGUUUUAUUUUAGUCCUCCUAGUUCACCCCUGCCUGUCAUAUACGGUGAGUAGUUUUCCGCUACCUGUCGAACACGGUGAGUAGUGUGCUCAUUAGGUCCCACAUAAUAAUAAUACAUUAAUAACGGAUUCGAAGUGGGUUUCAAGUGUGUGUUUUAAGUAACAACAAAUAAAUUAAAAAUUCGCACAUCUCAGAGCUCAUCAUUUCUUAAAAGAACCCGUGCAAAUAUCGCAACUACUGUAAGACCCGCUUAUCUCGACCUUGGUUAACUCGCCAACCCUGUUUAUAUCGACGUUUUUGAAGUGGAACCGCCAAUUUAGAUCUUUGUUUUGUCUUAGCAUAUUCUCCUCGGUUAUCUCGAUCAUCGGUUAUCUCGACGCUUUUUGGCAAACCCCGAGGCCGUCGACAUAACCGAGUUCUACUGUAAUUGAUGUUUUGUCUCAUUGGAAACCUGUAUUUUUUCAGGUACUCCUUCGUGCACAGCACGUUCUGCUAAUCGAGGUAAUUAAUUAUCGGUGUUCUCUUAUAAGUCAUUAGCUCUGCCAUUGUCAGUUUUUAAGGGGACAUGGUCCUUUGUAGAAUGUCGAUUAAAGAGCUUUUUAAAGGACUGCUGAUUAAAUUCACUUUUGUGUGAUUACUGCAAAAUCUUCGGACGGUGAAUUGACCCAACAUUGAGCUUAAAUUUGGCGCAUUUCUAUCAAAUGCUAAGCCUCCCCCCCCCCCACCCCUAUCUAAAACCUGAAAAGUCAGUUAUACCUGUUUGCUUUUCAAUUUGAAGAUAAAGGAAAUAUGAUGACACUGAUUUCAUAAAAUAAAAUUCCUGAUUACUGCGCUAAAUAAGAUUAUUUAAAAGAAAAUAUUGCAAGCUCGUUUGGUGAGUAAUAUUUUUUUUAGUUUCUCUGUAACAGUUGGUGAAAUAAAUCUCUGGUGUAAACGCAGAUGAGACACUUAAAAUAUCUAAAAAUAAUUUUAAAAUAUAUAGCAAGGACUUAUACUGAAAAACUUAGUUUGUAGCAUUUCUUUAUUCCACCAAAAUAUGUUUAUUCUUUUUUGAGUAGUAGGACUUAAGAUCUAUAAAUUUCUAUUCAAACAUUUUGGUCAACAGAAGCUUGAAUAGAACUCAAUAGAAUAACAAUCUAAACAGGCACAGGAUCUAAUAAAGUACUACUCUUUCGUUUCCCUUUUACAGCAGCAAAGAUCCACCCGGAAAGCUUCACUGCUCUCAUUGGUAGGUAAUGUAGAACGUUAUCUGAAUAUAUUAAUUAAAAAUUGUUCGCUGCUUAUCAAACUAUGAGAAAAGACAACGCUAUCUUGAACAGGAGAUCAAAGGAAACUGGCAGGUGCAUUUAUAGACAUCGUUGCCUGUAAUAUAUGCCAGGGUUUUUCUCUGGCACAGUGUUCUUCGAAGUGCUGGUCCGCGGGCCAGCACCUGUCCGUGGGCCUUACUGUGCCGGUCUGCACAACAUGAGCAUCGAAACUGGAUAAAAAUUCUAUAAAUUUAAAGAAACAUUUGAAAAAAAACAAACAAUCCAUGCAUGGGCGUAAACGGUGCGUUUUCUCUCUUUGAAGUUUGUGCUCCCAUAGUGAGCCUGCUUAAAUAGAGUAGAAGAUCUAAAUUAAUGCUUUCCGUGAGUUUUGGUAUAUGAUAUGUCUGUGGAUUUAAAAAUUAUGUUAAGAAAAUAUUCAAACCUGUUUAUUUCGCCACAACCCAAUAUUUCCAUUGGAAAAGUGUCCUAUUAAUGUAUAGCAAUGCACAAUGGCUAUAGAGGAAAUUACCAAUAAUUUGUAUAGGAAAGUCCACAUUAUUUGUAUAACUAACACACAUAUUCUGGUGAAGGUCUGAGAUUACUCUCUUAUGACCCCGGCUAGUAAAUAAGCUACCAACUCCAUAUGCUGAGCUGAGCCAUACAACAUUUUCCUCACAAAGUUAAUUCCAACCACCCUGGCUUCCCUCGGGAGAUCUAGUGAGGGACAUUCGGUCAACAGCUGCGCUAGCGUCUCCGGGACCAGGCUGCAAUGUUGGCAGGUAGGAUCCCUGUUGUUAUCUAGCCACCAGAAGUAUGUGACUAUGGUUCAGUGCUCGGUGUGCAUCUGCGUCACUAAGCUCUGCUCUCUGCGCCCUAACCCCCACCAUGGGUCGUGUUUGCUAUGAGUCGGCAGGUUUGAAAAGACGCCUCUGGCAGUCUUGUUCUCUGCCCAUUGCCCGUACCAUUUCGUCAUGAAAUGGUCCGCCAGCCAGUUCUUAAUUCCCAAAUAUGAUAAUGGUACUUUUGGCUGAGGCUGGACAGCCCCGUUUUCGCCAGAAUGUCUGCUUUCUCGUUGCCACUGACACUGACAUGGCCUGGGUCCAUUCCACUUUGACCUUGCCUCCUAGUUCACUGAUAUUGCACACGUCAUCAAUGCUGACUUCAACUAUGUGAGUCGUUCCUGGUCUCCUUCUCAAUAUCUCAAUAGCCAAUCUCGAGUCCGAGUACACGAUCACAUCGAGCAUCGCAAGCUCCGUCACUUUUAACGUGCGAUACACUCUCUCUAGGGCCCUGUGAAUAGCCUCGAGCUCUGCAUCGAAAUUCAAUGCUGCAGUCCCACAGGGCCCCGAGACUUAUUCGUUCGGUGGUACCCUGGCAGAUAUAGUAUGAGCGCACCAUAACCAGAGGUUCUUUGUCUCAGCUUUUGCAGAGCCGUCUGUGAACACUUUCACUGGUAUGUUGGAAAACACAGCCAUGGUCUCAAGGACAGCUGCUGUCUGCCAUGAACAUGUUCAGGGCUGCGAUUCAUCACUGCUGCAUCGGUCAAGGCCAAAUGUAUGAAGGGACGUGAGGGUUCCGCAUAUAGUGGAUUUCAUGGCAUAGGGGUCAGUCGUUCUCUUUUGCAAGGCAGGUUGACUGUUCUCUCAAGUUCAACGCCCUGGUGUAUGAAAUAGGAUCGCAUUAUCUCCUGACUGCCACCCAGUUUGCCUGCAUCUGGAACUACGGUUCCUUCUCGUUUAACCGUCGGUACCGCUAUGCGGUAGUUAAUAUUGCUUUUUCCCUCCUUAUUUGUAAUAGUUUUACAUUGGCCAAGACCUCUAUAUCAGCAGUGGAUGUGUUCCUGAAUGCGCCACAGAUGAAUCUCAGAUCCUGAUUCCAGAUUCGGCCAAAUUUUUCCAAUGCUAGCAAAGGCUUGGACUGGCAUACUGUAAUACAUCACUGACCGUACACUGCCUAGAAAUAGAGAUUUUAGCGUUUUGCGCCCGCUCCCAAAUUUGUGCAAGCCAAUUUUUUUCAACAGAUGAAGCUUGGCGGUUGCCUAGAAGCACAGGUCUUGUAGCACCCAGUAGCCCCAAAGCCCACAGUCGGCCUCGGCUCCGACACCAACAUGCAGGGGAGGAAGGGAUUCGAGUUCCCAUCGCUUAGAGUUAUGUUUGAUUUACUAGCCACAUGUAAUGAAUAGUUAAUAGGCAUUUUUUUCUUACCUUCUCCCAGAGGGAGACUACAAAGCAAUCCACCUUCACAUUGGGAGACAGACUUAGUGACUUGAGUUUUUAAGCUUCAGGUAGUCAAGUCUACCCUACUAGUCGGUCGCACCAUGUAGAGUCAAAUGUCUUUUACAGCCAUUAUUUGUAUUGUCGUUUCCCCAUUGCUUGUAUUGGAAAUUUCACAUAGGUUGUAUAGGAAAUUCCUUUUUAGUUAUAUAGAGUAAAUUUCCAUUGUUUGUAUACGAAAUUCAUCAAUAGUUGGAUAGCAAAUUCCCCAUUGUGUGUAUAGGUAGUCUGCUGUCUAGCGUCUGCUUUCUGUCCUUCCCCUCUGACUUGUCCAAUUUGUAACAACGUGUUGAUAUAACAGUCAACUCCAAUAAUUCCCCCCCCCCCCCAACGAUAUUGCGUGAUCUAUGUUGUUACACUAACAGUCACCUCCAGGAGUCCCCACGAUAUUGCGUGAUCUAUGUACUUACAAUACCUGUGGGUUUUUUUUUCUUCUAUUAAAAUAGGUUCAGCCCUGUUGGGCACGGCUGUCGCUUGCCUAGGGUCAUCAAUAUUUUCCCAAGGUUAAUUUCAUACAAGGACUCUCAGUGAACAUACCCCAAUGAUGAAAUAAUAAAGGACGGAGCGCUAGAAUGAAAUUCAUCGAGGUACACGAACAGGAUGUUGAAAGCCACUUAAAGAAAAAUUUGAAGCAUCAGAUUAAGGAGUCUCCAAUGAAAUCCAUCGACGCUUUCCAACAGUAAAAUGCUCAAAUAUGCAUAUUUCAUUUUAAAUAACAACACUAACAAAAAAAAAACAACACAAUUUUAAAACAUUAAACUUAUUUCAAUUUAGCCUUGUUGCUAUUCCUUACA